Messenger RNA from Amphibalanus amphitrite, 3368 nucleotides. RefSeq lists its product as uncharacterized. The record is from RefSeq and is a predicted model, not a curated record. NCBI's taxonomy places the organism in Eukaryota, Metazoa, Arthropoda, Thecostraca, Balanomorpha, Balanidae. The transcript is spliced from 3 exons. The coding region runs from base 345 to 2393 and encodes 682 amino acids.
GAGGCCCGCCGCCCGUCCCGACCGCGGACGCUAGAAGGUGGGGUGCUCAUCAUCUGCGUGAGACUUCUGAGACUGCGGCCAGAGCCCCGCCGCCCGUCCCGACCUCUGAAGCGGGAAGGCGGGCUGAUGCCCGUCAUCUGCGUGCGACUUCCGAGACUGCGGCUGGAGGCCUGCCGCCCGUCCCGACCCCGGACGCUAGAAGAUGGGAUGCUCUUCAUCUGUGUACAACUACUGGGGCGACGGUUGGAGCCCCGUCUCGUGUUUCCCCACCUACCUCUGAGACGGGAGUUUGUGGGUCAGUAAAAACCUCUUAUUCAACAGCACUGCCAACUGAACUGAUCGACAUGACGCCGUUCUCUGCAAGCGAGUACGACCUUAUGUCACCCACCUGCUCUACUUCGAGGGCUUCAGUCCAGGAUGCAGGGGACCAUGGCACAUGGACUUUUCCUGAGCACUUGAUGUGCAAUCAAACAGAGAUCACGGCUCCCGAGAACCACCAUUUGGAGGAGAACGAAUACGGAGAACAGGGAGCUGAGUCUGAUGUCAGCGACGGUGUUGAGGUGGCUCCGCCCCAGCACAGUUCUCAGUCGCGUACAUCUCAGUCGGCGAGGAACGGCGCAUCGUGCGGCGAAGUGCGGAAAAAAAAUGUUUGCAUAUAUUGCAAGCAAAAGAGAAAUCUGAUAUGGCGCCAUAUCAAGACGGUCCACCGUGACGAGAAGGAAGUCAAGGAUAUACAGGAGUGUGAUUCUGAGCAGGAACGAAAAAUGAAAAUCACCGUGAUGAUCAACAAAGGCAACAUGGAGCACAACAAACUCGUCCUACAAAGGGGUGAAGGUGACAUGAUCUUGGGAAGGAAGUCGGACCAGGCGUCCGUGGACGACUACGUGCCAUGUCCUUACUGCUAUCUUUUUGUGGUUAAAACCAACAUGAUGCAGCACAUAAAACAUCACUGUGUGGCUCGCAAAACAGAAUGCCCAGACAUUCCCACGGUGCUGGCAGAGAGCCGGACGCUCCUGAGUGACGGCCAAGAAGAAAAUACUGGGUAUCACAAGGACAUAUUGUCUCGUAUGCACGACGAUGCAGUUACGAAGACCAUAAAGAACGAUGAACUCCUGAAGAAGUGGGGUGCCAACUUGCACGCGAAACUUGGAAGGUCGGGUUUUGCGCAGAUAAGCCAGCGCCUAAGGAUGAUGGGCGAAGUUGUCCAAGCAGCCGGAAAGAGCAUGCAAGAGCUGAUCAAUGGCGAAGGAUUUGAUACGGUUGUAAGUGCCACCAAAUCCGUCUGUGGGUUUGAGCAGGACAAGCUAAACGCCCACACGGGGCUGCCCACAUACAAAACUCCUUCAAAGGCCAUGCGGAUUGGAGGCGAACUACGACAGCUGGCUGCUCUCAAGAAGGGCAUUGCGCUGAUCAAGAAAGAAGAAAGCGAAGUGAAAGAUGCUGAGGCGUUCUUGUAUCACGUGGACCAAUUCUGGAAUGUGAAGAUCAGCAGCGUAGCGCUGAAGAACCGCGAGUCGAACAAGUAUGACAAGAAAGACAUGCUGCCCUUUACCAGCGAUUUGAAGCUUUUCACCGAAAAAAUGAAGGAACGAGUGAAAGAAAUGACAGAAAAGGGAAUACAUGGCAUGACAGACUAUGCAAGGCUGAGCAAAGCGGUUCUCGCCCGUUUGCUAGUAUUCAACAAACGCCGUCCUAAGGAGCUUAGCAGCAUCCUGCUGCAAUCAUGGAUCAACCGAGAGAUGUACAAACAAGAGACGGUAGAAGAAGUGAACAAGUCAAUGGGUGAAACAGAAAAGAAGUUGUUCAACGAGCUCGACGUCGUCAUGUCCCGCGGCAAGUGCGGGAACAAGGUCCCCACCCUGAUACCGAGCGACUGCGCGGCUCCGCUGCAGCUACUGGUAGACAACCGGGAGACGUACAUUGACAAGGAUAACAAGUAUCUGUUCGCAAACCCUCUGGCGAGGACUACAGGACACUACAACGCAGGCGUGGUGCUUAAAGAGCAGUUGUCGGACAUGGCACUAAACAGGGCAGAUCUCUUCCAUGCAACAAAACUACGGAAAUAUUGUGCUACAACGUCCCAGAUUCUAGAGAUGGGUGAAUUCGAUAUGGAGGUGCUCACCCGGCACAUGGGACAUGACAAAGACGUGCAUCGUGGGUACUACAGACUGUCAGACGCUACUCACGAACUGACGCGUGCCUCCAUCCUGAUGAUGAAGCUGGACGAAGGAUGCCUCUCAAAAUAUAGCGGACGGAGCCUGGAGGAGAUGCUCACUGAAGAGGACUUCGACGAGCCAGGCUCUGAAAAUGAGGGCGGUCCGGCUGAUGAUCGCCAAGAGGACGAUGAAGGAGGCCAUGAACAGCGGAAGAAGGACCGCAAAAAAAGUAAGUGAAAGGUUUGGCGCCUUACAUCGCCUGCAUCAGCUUUACGUGUUGCAUUAUUUUCAUAAACGUAUUGAAAUUUCCUGCAUUAAAUACCCUCUUUGUUAAAUUUGUAUACCUUUUUAUAUGCAAAGAAACAAUAAAUGUUGAUGGUUUGCCCCUCCCGAUUUUUUAGACUCGCUAGUAGAGGCACCUAUGUAUCUUGCGGCAAUGGCUAACAAACAAAGAAAACGGCAGACAAGGAAGCAUGAAGCACCAAGUCCAACACAUUCUGCCGUCCAAAGUCAAAACCCCACAUGUCAAUUUUGGGUCAUUUUUCGUUUUUUACACCAUUGUGACCAGCUUGCAAAGCUCUAUUUCAUGCCAUGAGGAUUUUUUUCAAAAACCAAAAAAAGCUUUUUGGGAGAGGAAAAACAAAUUUUGGAAUUCACACGUCUUUGAAAAGCACGGAAGUGACACAGUCAAAACCCACUACGUCGGCGAAAACCCACACGUCAUGGCUAACCUAUGUGCCAGUGACAAAAUCCACGUCGGUAAACCCAUAGACGUUCUUGCAGAUUAUGAAAUGCUUGCAACGUCAAAACCCAAUACGUCGCUACACUACACAAGGACGACGUGAGGGCUUUUGACAUGUGGUUAUAUGCUGUCUGCAUUGAGUUUAUCCUGUUCGGUCGCGAGGACGUAUGGGUUUUUGCCGUCUUUGAAGCAUCUUUAAAGCCGUAUCAAUGGACAUCAGUAUCAAAUGGACGAUUUGAGAUACGGAGAGUGGCACGACAUGCCUAUAGCAAGUCUCACGGUGUUGCCGAAUUCCGAAAUGACAGCAGGGGACGAGUUUUGCUGAAGUGGAAAGGAUGACGUCACUCAGUUGCUGGAGAGCUGAGGGCUGUUCACGGGCCCUGUGUGCGGUCGGACCGCACACAGCCUCCAAGCUCCGCCCACUGCGUCCCUACGUCAGCCUUCCGUCACCGCACACAGCGACCGCUGUG